Molecule: messenger RNA, 846 nt
Organism: Dibothriocephalus latus
Lineage: Eukaryota; Metazoa; Platyhelminthes; Cestoda; Diphyllobothriidea; Diphyllobothriidae
Source: the annotation of a GenBank genome assembly
AUGUCCACCCCGAGGUCGCGAACAACCAAUCGUAAACCGCCGACGGAAUUACCACUCGUUCUGUCUAAACAUUCUAGUAACUCCGUUGGCGAGAUGCAGAAAAUCCGCAUAACUCCUAACCAGCCAUCCAGGUUGCCACCGAUCAUGUCGACAAGACUGUACCUUAAGGAGGUACCUCCAGCCUAUUCUCGCAACCAAAUGCUGCGUAUCAUCACCGAAACCGCCAGUUUACCCGAUAAUCGCUUCAAUCGCAAGGAAACCUCCACCUUGGUCCAACUCUUUCUCACUACUGCUAAGAAGGGGGGUUUUGAGGGAGGAAUGUUGCCAUCCGAGUUCCGCGUUCUUCUUUUUGGCACCCUCGACAUCACUGAUCCCAAUACCCUGGAUGGCUUGUGCAGAGCGGCCUCAACCGUUAUAGUGAGAGGAAGAGUAAAGUGCGAAAAGACUAUACAUCUGCCCGGUUUCAUAAGAACUCUGUCAACUCUACUGCGUGGAGACCUAGAGUCACGAGCUGCUCUGGCCUUCGAUGUACUCGACAUUGACAUGGACGGUUACCUACAGGAACACCUGGAAAUGAGACGUCUGCUGAAACGCUGCAUUGAUGUCGACCAUCCCGAACCCGGACUGGAAGAUGAUCCCUAUGAGGCUUUCCGAGAUUUUGGCCGUUAUAUUCAGCAGUUUUUCAAUGUCACACAGUUACAACCGCUUACCAAAAGCAUGUUCAUAGACCUGGUAAAGCAAAAGCCCUUCCUUCUGGAUACAGCUCUUCCUGUCUUCCCCGAGCCUUAUUCAUCGUGCACCUUCGAAUUUCUCUUUGGAACUCCCAAGUACCCGGAACUCGAUUAG